UCAGAAUUGUCGCCGACUGAAGAAAAGUUUAGCGAAGGUUGCCGGUGCUUCUUACUUUGAUUAAGCAAUACUAAAUCGCAAAUCUAUGUGAAAUUAAAAUAAAGUACCCAUCAUAAAAAAUCAAAAUGACGGCGGAAACACAGAGCAAGUCCAGAUUACCGUAUUUGUCUUCGGACAAACAACUAACAUUUAUAAAACUCUCUGUUUUGUCAAUGGCAGCAAUUUUAUCUUUUGCGACGCGUUUAUUCUCCGUUCUGCGUUUUGAGAGCGUAAUCCAUGAGUUUGAUCCCUACUUCAACUAUAGAACGACGAGAUAUCUCACUGAAGAGGGAUUUUAUAACUUCCACAACUGGUUUGACGAUAGAGCAUGGUAUCCUCUAGGUCGUAUUAUUGGAGGUACCAUCUACCCUGGCCUGAUGGUGACUUCUGCCACUCUUUACAAUAUAAUGCAGUACUUAAACAUAACAAUUGACAUCAGAAAUGUAUGUGUGUUCUUGGCUCCAUUCUUCUCCUCACUCACAACUAUUGUCACAUACCUCCUUACCAAGGAGUUAAAGAAUGAAGGAGCGGGGUUAGUGGCAGCAGCAAUGAUUGCAAUCGUCCCUGGUUACAUCAGUCGUUCAGUCGCAGGAAGCUACGAUAAUGAAGGCAUCGCCAUCUUCUGCAUGCUGCUGACUUAUUAUUUUUGGAUCAAAGCUGUUAAUACAGGAACUAUCAUGUGGGCAACUAUGACCGCUCUGGCAUAUUUCUACAUGGUGUCAUCAUGGGGUGGCUACGUUUUCCUUAUAAACCUGAUACCGUUGCACGUACUGGCCCUCAUUCUGCUGGGAAGGUUCUCGUCGAGGGUGUACGUGGCUUACAGCACGCUGUACUGCAUCGGAACCAUCCUCUCAAUGCAGAUUUCCUUUGUGGGCUUCCAACCUGUGCAGAGUUCGGAGCAUAUGUUGGCCCUUGGUACAUUCGGACUGUGUCAGCUGUACGCGUUCACGCAGUACCUCAGACAACAUCUGUCGCCGGCUAACUUCGAGCUGCUCUUCAAGGCCCUUGUUACAACGCUGCUUCUCACCCUGGGCUCUGCUAUCAUAGCCCUCACUUUGACCGGAAAAAUCUCACCGUGGACUGGCCGUUUCUACUCAUUGCUCGAUCCAUCGUACGCUAAGAACCACAUUCCUAUAAUUGCAUCCGUGUCCGAGCAUCAGCCCACGUCGUGGUCAUCAUUCUACUUCGACCUCCAAGUCCUGGUGUUCCUGUUCCCGGCUGGACUGUACUUUUGCUUUAGCAAGCUCACGGAUGCAAACAUAUUCAUCAUUCUGUAUGGCGUGCUCAGUAUAUACUUUGCUGGCGUCAUGGUUCGUCUUAUGCUGGUACUCGCUCCGGUCAUGUGCAUCGUCUCCGGUAUAGCAGCUUCCAGUCUACUUAGUCUACACGUUAAGGAUAUUGAGCCUAAAGUUGAGAAACACGAUAAGAAGAAGAAGCAUGAAAAUAAUCUUGUGUUUAGAUCUGAGGUGGGCACGUUGUUCGUGUGCGUGCUGGGCUGCCUGCUGGUGUCGUACGUGGUGCACUGCACGUGGGUCACGUCGGAGGCCUACUCGUCGCCCUCCAUCGUGCUGUCGGCGCGCGCACACGACGGCGCCCGCAUCAUCUUCGACGACUUCCGCGAGGCCUACACCUGGCUCAAGAUGAACACUCCCGAGGACGCCAAAGUGAUGUCGUGGUGGGACUACGGCUACCAAAUAACGGCGAUGGCGAACCGGACGGUGAUCGUCGACAACAACACGUGGAACAACACGCACAUAUCGCGCGUGGGGCAGGCGAUGGCCUCCACCGAGGACAAGGCCUACGAGAUCAUGAGGGAGCUGGACGUGGACUACGUGCUCGUCAUCUUCGGAGGACUGGUCGGAUACUCUUCGGACGACAUCAACAAGUUCCUGUGGAUGGUGCGCAUCGGGGGCAGCACGGAGCGCGGCGCGCACAUCCGCGAGGCGCAGUACUACACGGCGGCCGGGGAGUUCCGCGUGGACUCGGCCGGCGCGCCCGCGCUGCUCAACUGCCUCAUGUACAAGAUGAGCUACUACAAGUUCGGACUCGUCUACACCGAGGGCGGCCGGCCGCCAGGGUUCGAUCGGGUUCGAGGAGCUGAGAUCGGCAACAAGGACUUCAAUCUAGAUGUUCUAGAGGAAGCCUACACGACAGAACAUUGGCUGGUCCGCAUUUACAAAGUCAAACCUUUGCCGAACAGGGGAGUAUAAUUUUAAACUUUUACAAGACUGAAGAAUGCUUUUUCUAAAUAAUUGAAUUACAAUUUUUGCAACUAUUUUUGAAUGCAUUUUUUUAUAUUUGAAAUAAUUUAAUUUUCAAUUCAGGCUCAAAUUGUCCUCAUUGUCUGUGAUCUGUUGUGACAUUAUCUGUAUGUGACUAUUGUGAAGGAUAUUUAGAAUAAGUCAUUUAUAUUAAAUUGGUCUAGAAAUAACUACACAAUACACAUAGUGAACUGAUAGAAACAGUUCACUCAAGUUUGUUUACAAAGUCAUUAAUAAAGAUGGAAAGAUAAUUUAAAAAAGGCAAUCUUCAGUUCAUAUUAGAGGACAUUUGGCGUAUUAAAAUAAAAAAUAAUGAUAUUCAUUUUUAGUUCUCUCUAACGUUGGCAACUUGUCUCAAAAUGCUAGUUUUAUUUUAAUACACCAAAUGUGUUAUUUUUAUAAUGUAAAAGUGAAGCGAGUUUGUGUUUUGAUGUUCACAUACGGGCUUAUAACAUUCUUGAUACAGGAAAAAUAUUUAGGAAAUUAUAAUGUU
Molecule: messenger RNA, 2793 nt
Organism: Bombyx mandarina (wild silkworm)
Lineage: Eukaryota; Metazoa; Arthropoda; Insecta; Lepidoptera; Bombycidae
Gene: Stt3A
Product: catalytic subunit 3A of the oligosaccharyltransferase complex
Biological process (GO): post-translational protein modification
Cellular component (GO): membrane
Molecular function (GO): dolichyl-diphosphooligosaccharide-protein glycotransferase activity
Source: RefSeq, a predicted model, not a curated record